Ictidomys tridecemlineatus (thirteen-lined ground squirrel) is the source of this 5746-nucleotide messenger RNA. The record is from RefSeq and is a predicted model, not a curated record. Lineage: Eukaryota; Metazoa; Chordata; Mammalia; Rodentia; Sciuridae.
CUCCGCGGUUCUGGGGAUUGGACGGACAUGGAAUCCUCUCGGCAGGAAAAAUGGGCUCCUGAGAUUUCAGAAGGACCAGGAUUAAAAGCCCCGUCCGAGGGGACUUGGCUGAAGAGUGGUGGCCUUCCCCAGGGGGAUGGGGACAGAAGAGACACUCGGGGACGCAGGCAUCAGGGAAGCUACGGAGGGGCCAGGAGCUCAAAGCCAGAAGGGGCAAUGGGAAGCCCGGGGAGGGAUCCUGCUCUGGGUCCCUCCGCGGCCUCCUGGGACAGACCUACGCCAGAUGUUGACUACAGACAGGAGGGGGGACUCCGGAUGUCCCCUCACGGAUGAAGUAAGGAAGGACAGCUGUGUGGGCAGAAGGGAAAGCUGUGGGCGUGGGACACAGAUUUCUAGAGAGGCCAAGACCCCAGCCUUGAGCAUGUCUGGUGCACCCCACGGGGGGCAAGGCUGGAGAGGUGGCAGGAGAGGACAGAUGGGUCUUCCUGCUGCCUGAGGGCUGCUGUGAUGCCGGGCAAUGUGCUGUGUCCCAUCCCUUCUCUUUCACGGUCUUUCAAGGUUGGGACCGCUGUGUCCACUUUACAGAGGAGAAAGAUGAAGGUCUGAUAAAGUCAAGUCAAUUUCCGGGGGUCACAGUGUGUGUGUUGGGCAGGCUGCCUUACGCGCACGCGGGGCCAAGUUCUGAAGAAUCUUGAAAGUCAGGAGGCAGAGUUGGAAGUUGAGGUCCCAGUUAAUAGGGAGCCAUGGCAGGUGCGUGAGCAGGAGCAUGGCACGAGGAGAGGGCUGCCAACGGAGGCCUGGAGUGGAGAGAAAGACCAACAGUGACACAAGAGAGGCCCAAAAUAACGGCCAUCGCGUCCCGAAAGGGAGCGGGUGCAUCUGACGCCUCAGCGGUCUGUUUCCUUAGGAAGUGGCGCCACUGGAGGUCAGGCCUGGGCUCCGGGAUGGGGAGAGGCUUAAGGCAAGGGGGUGGGUCAGAGAAGGGACAGGAGUGGAGGACGAGGAGGACGGGCAGAGGGGAGCCGGUGGCUCGGGGCAGAGGGGACUGGAAGAGGAGACCUUGAAGGCAGGGAGGUGACAGCUGGGUCAGUGAGGGACAGGCACUCCAGGCAGAGGGCCCAGUGGGAGCACAGGCUGCUGUGUCACCUGGGGCUUGUCCCCAGGGUCAGCACUGUGCCCCUCCAGGCGACCUGGGCACCGCGGACUCGCAUCCACUUCUGGGUUGAGAUAAUUUGCUGCAAAGGACCAGGAGACGGGGUGCCGGGUGCAGGGCCUGCCAGCGCAGCAGGAGGUGACGGGGCUGUCGCGAGCGGCUGGGAGGGCGCGAGGCUUGUGCUUCCAAAUUGAAAUUAAAGAUCAUUUCAGCUGCAGACGCUGGAAAGCCCGGCUCAUUACUUCCCGGGACUUUGUCCAUGCCUCGUGCUGGAUUCAAUUAAAGCAAUUUAUGGUAACAUGGUGACUCACUGCAGCAGCUUGUGACAGCAAGACAGGACACAAUCGGAGGGCCCAGGAACGAGGAGCUGGCACCUGAGUGGUGUCCCAGGCAGUGGAAUACUACGCAGCCAGCAAAGAGCAGGAAGCAGCUGUUCCUGUCCUCGGGAAGAUGGCCAAGAUGGGCCGCUGGGAGGAGGAGGGGGGAGGCCUGGGCAGAGACACUGUGCACUUUGACGGGCAGACGGUCCCCGGAUGAGAAGGGAAUCACUGGAGUCUGGGGACAAUGGCAAACAGGUGGCAGGGAGAAGGGAGAGCGGGACUUGCGUCUCCCCGUGUAGCCCUUUUAAGCCUUUGACGUUUCCCCCGGAUAAACCUGUCUCUUAGCCGUCGGAGUCGGUGCUGAAGGGCGGCUCAGGGCAGAGCAGGCGCUGAUUCCUAGCAGCAGAGGGAAAAAAAAUUGCAGUUUACAAACCGACCCCGCCAGACCCCAGACCAGGCCACGGUCAGGGGUCCAGGCAGGAGGUAGGGCCGAGGUGGCCUCGAGCCCCAAGUGGUAGGAAGGGGCCCUGUCCGACACCUCUGGAUGGCCGUGAGGCUCCGCCCUUUGGGACCUGGAGCGAGGUGUGUCCACGUGCCUCUCGUCUCAUGCCUGGGCAGCUCCGAGAGGAAGGUGCUGGCCCCACUUCACGGAGGAGAAAAUGGAGGCUCAGGAGCAGGACCCGGGUGUCCCCUCGUCACCCAGUGUCCUAGGGCUGUGGUGGGUCGAGUUCUGGGUGUGGCCUGUGGUGUCCACUGGGCCGCCCUGCUCCUGGGCCGUGGAGCAGGGUCCCCACGGGCCUCCUGUGGGCUGGCCUGGCUGUUGCGGGACACUUGUGAACACUGAGAGGAACUGGACUCCGCCUGCACUUCCCGACGGCCCGGGAGGGCUGAGCGAGUCCCUCCAGGGUGUGGCAGAGCCAAAGGGUGGCCUCAAUCAGGACAAGGACAGCCACUUAACUGGAGGGGCCCCUGCGGACAUCUCCCCGGGCCACCCCAGGGACUUGGAUCCUGAACCUGGUACACAGGAGCCUCCCUGGGGAGGCCCAGCCUCCUGGCCUCAGGAGGGGAGGGAUGAGCCCACGGGGAGCGGGUCUCCAGAGGCACCUCACCCAGGGGUGGCCCAGGGGAGCCGCAGGGGCCCAGGCCCCGGAGCUGGGAUCAUACCUGGGGCAGGAGGGGCCCAGCAGAGAGCUGGUGUGGGCGCGCGGCUCUGCCUGGCCGUCACAUCUGGCCGGAGCCGUGUCUCUGGUCUCCAUUUUUCUUCCUGUCCAGUCAGGCCACUUGGGGCAGGUGGCCUCCAAGGAUCCCCGAGUCCUGUGAGUAGAGGUUUCGUCCUGGGCUGUGGGGCCAGGGGGCUGGGCCCCGGGACCACCCUGUCUCCUUGUCACCUCUCCCAUGCGGCAUUUGCAGGUGACAAGGGCCUCCAACAUCCCACCAGACCCCGAGGGCCUCUCCUUUUUCCCCAUGAAAAACCGAGGCUCAGCGAGACCAGGAGACCUGCCCCACCAGGGGCCGUGGGCUCCACGUGGGACCGAGGACCCCAGGGAUCUUCUCGGCCUCCCGCCGCCGCCUCCUCCUCCUUUGUUUUGGGUGGAGACAGAGAGGGGACGUGGCCUCCCUCAUGGGGACAGGUGGCUGCCUCCUCCAGACGGCCAACGGGGCAUCUUGAGCUCUGUGGCGGGUGCGAGCACCGCUGCCCUCUGUCCCCUUUAGUCGGGCUCCGUCAGUCGCGGGAAGCACUCGGUUAUGAGGGUGGCUUUGCCGCGGGCUGACGGUGGCCUGGGCACCUGGGCCCAGCAGGGACGUUCGGCAGGAGACGGGCCUUGAGUGCGUUUGCAGUGUCCGAUGUUCUGACUCUCCCUGGGGUGAGGGGUGACCCCUGAGGAGCUUCCGCACGUGCCCCCACUGUGCAGCUAGACGGGCGGGGCUUGGGGGGCCGGCCCCUCACCCGGACCCCAGGCCCAGCCUUCUCCCCUGGAGAUGUCCUGGAGGCCUCGGGUCGGGCCAGCUCUAGGUUUUGGGUGAAAGGUUCUGGCUUCUGUCUGAGAAGUCCCUCCUCGGGUCACAGUGGGCCCCGUCCACACUGCGACUCAGCUGCCACCCUCCUCCCUUGCCGGCCACCUUCAGGACAACCAGCGGCUCCCAGUGGGCAGGGACGGGAGGGGGAGGCGGGCAGACGGGGCAGGUCACCUGUCCUGGUCCCAAGACUGGGCCUGCCCUGAGCCACGGGACAGCAGGCCGCUGCCUAGACCAGGGCCCGAGCUAGCCCUGGCCAGCAGAGUGACCUCAGGUGGGUCCCUUGACGUCCCUGAGCUUGUCCCUGGUGGAGUCAGGGGCUCGGAGCGGCCUGCGAGGAGAAUAAGUGACCUCGUGGACACCGAUGCUCUGUGGUGAGGCGUGUGCGCUUCACGGGCCCCAAUGGCGGGUUUGAAUCCCCGCCUUCUCGGGUGACCUUGGCCCAGGGCCCCCUGUGUGCCCAGUGCUUUUCCUGGGCUGCGGGCACCCAGGGCUCACGGCCUGGUGGCCCGGACCUGUGUGGCUCUCGAGGCAGCCGCUGCCCUGGGGAUCAGCGGGCGAGGCCUGGUGACCUCGGCCGGGCUCCCUCGAGCGUCUGCCAUCAGUGGUGGACUCUCAGGGGACAGGCUGCUUCAUGUGGCCUCUCUGGGGUGGACGGUAGUGUGGCCUCCUCUGGGUGGGCCGGAGCCCCCAGCAGAUGAGCCUGGCUCCUUCCGGGGACCGCAGGGGUCCCAGAGGCCACCAGGGAACCAGCGGAAGGGCAGCACCCCCUCGCGGCUCGCUUCUUUCUCAUUGGCCAGAGUAUGUCCCCAGGCUGAGGCCCGAGCCACCGCGGGAGGGCUGCGUAAACAGAUUGGGGACGUUCAGGCAACCACCUGCCACCACGUCUCCGGGCCUCGGUUUCCUCGUCUGUGAGCUGAGCCUCGUCUCCUGGUCGGGGUUGAAAUGAAAGGAGCCGAGGUCGGGGGGAGGCGCUGGGCUCAGGGCCAGGUAAGCGAGUGUCCCUCAGCCUGACGCUGUGCGUCACUGCGGUCACCAGCAGGGGAGAGAGGUGACUUAGAAUCCAAUCCCCUGCCACAGGUUCUGGGUCCCAGGCCACAGGCUCGGGGCCGUGAGCUGGCUGUGCCCCGGGAGACAGGGCGCUCAGGGGAGUGGGUGGUGCCCGGGGAGUGGGGCGGCCGAGGAGCCCACGGUUUCCCCCGAGUCUCUGGGUCGGGGGGAAGGGGAGGAGGCCUUGGAAGUCCCCGGUGGAGAUCUGGGCCUGCACUGGGGCCAGGUCCACUGGGAUGGCUGCCCCCCACUUCCUUUCUCGUCCUCUGGCCCUGUGGACAUUUCUUGGUUGAGAAGAAGGUGGUCAGGGCAUGUGGCACCUGGGCAGUGUGGUCCUGCAGGGACCCUGAGCCUGGGUGCGCUGGGUCCCCCGUCUCCCUACCAGGGCUCACUCGGGUCCUUGGGGAGCCCUGCGGAUCGUGCUCUCUGCCACAUCAGGCCACCGCUGCAGGUGAAGGGCCUUCACACCCGUGAGUCUGGUGUAGUGACCGGCAGUCCUGGGCACACCAUCUGGUUGUCACCGUGCUGUCACCCACAGCCAACGGAGUCCCUGUCCCCCAGACAAGGGCCACACUCUUGGCGAUGACCCUGGACAUAAUUGAAGGGCUGCAAACUGUCCCUGGGGAGGGGACACUUACUUCCCUAGACUUUUUAAACUCUUGACAAAAGGCCUUUGGAGACCCCAGCCGGGUGACCACAGAACUGGCCUGUGGGGCCUCUGGUCCCCAGCCCCAGGGUCCUGCCUGAGCUCUCCCCAGCUCCUGGGAAGGCGGGUGCCGCCUUGGCCUUCUCAUCUCCAUUCCUCCCUGGCGUGGCACCACCUGGCCCGUCCUGGCCGAGGCAGGGCGCUGACAUGGGGACGCUCCUGCCUGCCCUCGGGGAUUCAUGGUCCAGGGAGACAGAGAUGAAUGGGUCGGAAGGCCUAGGCCGGAACCCAGCUUCGAUCUAGAGACACUUGUCCCCAAGGAAACCAUCAGAGGCGACCACAAGGGUAUAGGAUGCCGGAUGCUCACUACAAUCGGAAAGGAAACCUUGGAAGCAACCUAUGUGUCCAGCGAUCGGGGAUUGUUAGAUGCACCACCGUGGGCUUGUUUGGUUCUAGAACACAGGACAACUGUCAAAAAGUGGCAUUACAGAAAAGGUGACUGUGGCAUGGGAGGACGUUCCCAGGUUCAAGUUAAGAAUAAAGUGAGCUACAUACAUGUAG